UGAGUGCUAAAUCUUGGAACGAAAUUCCUGAAGUUUCUCUCUGUCGUGCUUGGAAUAAGCUAGGGUUUGGUGGUCGUAGUAUGGGUGAUGCUUCUCGGAUCGAUGCCAGUGAAUCCGAAGAAGAAAUUACCUUUGAAGUAUGUUCCCAGUUGGGCAUCAAUGAGGAAGAAAUGGAGCAAUGGCUUCUUGCUGACAAGGAUGAAACUGGGUCUCAAUCGCUGACUGAUGAAGAAAUUAUCGACUCUGUUCAGGUCCAGGAUCCAUCGGACAGUGAAGAUGAAGCUGAGCACACUGAUGUAGCUAAGAUUAGCCACACAAAGGCUGUUGAUUGCUUUAGUGUCUGCUUGGAAUGGUUAGAGCAGCAGCCUGAAGCCACCCCCAUGAAUCUCAUGCUUUUGAGAGAGCUCCUGGACCUUGCAGGACAAAAAAGGGGUUCUGCCUUGAAGCAAAAGACAAUGGAUUGUUAUUUUAGUAACCCUUGAAUUCGUUCUUACACUCUCACAGUUACUGUAGUUCACGUACUUAUCCUUUUUGUUAGCCAUACAGUGUACUCCUGUUUUCACAAGUUAUGUAAUCAUCGAUAUUACAAACUUCAGACUUAUGAACAUUUCACAAUUACGAACACCCAAUUUCCCGAGGUGUUCGUAUCUUUGAG
This is a messenger RNA of Corticium candelabrum, 655 nucleotides long. RefSeq names its product jerky protein homolog-like. The transcript has a single exon. Bases 81 to 482 code for a protein of 133 amino acids. Lineage: Eukaryota; Metazoa; Porifera; Homoscleromorpha; Homosclerophorida; Plakinidae. The record is from RefSeq and is a predicted model, not a curated record.